This is a messenger RNA of Hyalella azteca, 4445 nucleotides long. RefSeq lists its product as uncharacterized. Gene Ontology annotation, cellular component: centrosome; centriole; nucleus. NCBI's taxonomy places the organism in Eukaryota, Metazoa, Arthropoda, Malacostraca, Amphipoda, Hyalellidae. The transcript has a single exon. Gene Ontology annotation, molecular function: tubulin binding. The record is from RefSeq and is a predicted model, not a curated record. Gene Ontology annotation, biological process: centriole elongation; cilium assembly. The coding region runs from base 1 to 3354 and encodes 1117 amino acids.
AUGGAUGGACAUGCUGAAAACGAGCCUUCAACGCAUGCGUGCAAGAGCUCUGCACCCCCAGAUGGUAAUAAGGUAGCAUUCGGAGAUGAAAGGCCAGCUCCUCGGCCCUCAGGUGCAGAGGCAGCAGGAGUCUUCGGCUCUCAUUUGAUGUCGACCCCGCUGUCGGGCCUGCCGUCUGGGUCCCUAAUGCACCACUUGGUUGCCCUUAGGAAAAAACAGUAUCUUCUGAACCGCCAUCAAUCGUCUGGUGGAUCUCCAGAUAAUGUAGCUAUUCCUUCUCCCGUUGGACCGUGCAACGUCGCGGCCAAAUUUGCUACGUCCACGCCCGCAGCACCGCCCUUUGAGAGCCGUGCUUCCAAGUGUGUUCGUCAAGCAGAUGCCAUCAGAUAUCCUCUGGCAGAGCUUACGGGAAAUAUUGCAGGUGUUGCUCACAGUUCCGACGAUGAGUCCACCGCGAAACCCUCUAAUGUGCCCAAGAAAUCAUGUCUGAUUAAUGAAAUGGAUGAAAAUUCGCUACCCAAUUGGAUGGAUAUCACUACUGAGACUUCUGGAUCGUAUGAUCCUGGUGCUUAUAAGAGUCCCAAAGAGUUUUCUUCAAAUAAAUAUAAUCAGUAUUCGACAGAUGAGACCUUAGGAAGUCAUACUAAUCAAAAACCGACCUCCGUACGUUCUGUAGAGGAACAGCUGCCUGAACCUGGUCCCCGUGGGGGUUUGAAUACGGAUUCUUCUCUUCUCUACCUACGAGAUCAAGAACGUCCUCUGUCUUCUACCAAUAAGUCUUUUGAAGAGCUUGUGUCGGAGAAACUGAAAGAAAAUUCGUUGGAUGUCAGCAUCUCGGACACUUCUCGGCCCAAAAGAAAAUUCUUGAAGAGAGGUUCAGGAAUGUCAAGAUUUCGCAGUCCUAAUAAUAUUGUGAGAGAGUCUUCUGAAACCACGAAUGAACCGACAGCAGCGGCCAAACCUAAAUUUUCUUUUUUGAAAAAAGGGACUGGGACUCGCAGGUAUAACGUUAAACCGUUGAAAAUUAAGAAAAAACAUGGAACUAAUAUGUCAACGCCAAUUAGUGAGAACCUUCUACUUGACGAUCUUGCAUCAAAUUUCAGAAAGCAGUCCAUGGCUGUUCAUGAAUUUCAGUUGUCAAAUGAUGGCGCAUUAGAAUUCAUGAGUCCGAUACGGUACGCUCAUCGACGCGAGUCAGAAGAACUAAAGGCGUUCGAAGCUCUCGAAGAACUGGCCGAGCACUCGAGCUUCUGUUCGAACGCUUCAGUGGUGACCAACUUGCUCCGUCGUGACGUGGAUGGCGGCAAUGCUUCCACACCCGUCGCCUCGCCUUCAAAUUACCGACGUUUAGCCGACAUUCGCGCUUGCAACGAUGCGUUCUGUCCAGAUUCUCCUCAUCCUCAUAAAGCGGACCUUCUCCUUAAAAAUCUUGAUUCAGAAAAGAGAGUAAUGUGUGAUGACGGCGCUAAGGCUAGAAAAUCCGUACAGUUUUGUGAACAGGGAGCGCAAAUUCUAGAAUUUUCCGCUGACGACGACGCAGUUAGUGAAGUGCCCACUACUUCUGAUGCUUCUGAAGUAUUUAAUGUAUCUGACUUGGAGAUCUUGAAUAAAAUGAGCGCUGAUGGGAAAAUACCAGCUUCAAUGUUCACCGUCGAAAAAGUUGAUGAUUCUCAUGGUCGGGGAGAGCGCAAUGAUGCCCCGUUAACCGUUCACCAUGAAGUGCUGCAGUUCUCACCGCCAAGAAUUCCUCGUAACAGCGCAUCGUUCCCAGUGUGGGAAGCAUUUGGCAAGAAUCGCAAGCAAACAAGCCGUCCGAACACCGACGUUAAUUACGAAAAGGCGGGCCGCGUUAAACCCGCGGAUGAUGGGCGCUGCGGCAAAGCGGCGUCGAGGAACGUGCCAGAAGCGACGAGUCUGCUGACGCCUCCAGGGGCUGGACUCAGGAAAGAAGAGUCAGACUUGGAGGCCCAUAAAGUGUUGCUCGUGUCCAAAGUCCAUGAACUCGAAAAUGAAAUAAAAACAUUCCAAACUGAAAACGCCGCUCUGGCAAAACUUCGUGCUACCGUCACCCGUGAAAGAGAAGUUUUUGAAAAGGAAAAACGAUUAUUUGAAGAAACUUUCGAGCGAGAGAGGAAGUAUAUGGAAGAGCAGUUUGAAGUGGAGAGGAAUCGACUGUGGAAAGAGAAAUGUGCCUUGGAAUUGAGUAAAAAAUCUGAACCGAAGACGACAAACAAUGUUCUUGAAAUCAUAAAUUUAAAGGAAGAAAUUUUAAUGUUGAAAAAUGAGAUGGAGCGCCGCGAAUCAUUGAAUAAUUUUAAUGUCAAUAAAUUGAAAAAUAAGCUAAAGGAAUUAACGGCGGAAAAGAAAGACUUUGAAGCCAAAGUGCAGAAAAUAUCUUCUCUUGAGAAAGAGAACUUGUCUUUAAAGCAUCAAUUAGACCGUGUUAAGCUCUCGUCUCGAAUUGGUUACGAGCGACUCGCUACUAAAUCAAAGCCUAAGAAUCCCAAUGUCGCUCCAUCAGUUCCUGUUAUUGGACGUCCUAGCUGCUCUUCUGCCUCUAAUCUUCGCAAGGACUUACUGAAGAAAUCUGUCUCGCCUUCUAACCACGUCCCACUAAAAACCGUAUCUUUUGAUGAGAAAUUGCUGGAAAACAUCGCCCCUGCUGAACAGCGAUCUCUUGAUUCCUAUCUAUCUAAUUCGAGUGAACGGACUAACACCUCGAGCACUCACAAUGGCAUCCUUCGUUCUGUUUCCUCGCUUGAUUGUUCGGAAGAAAAUUUGAGUGAUGGAUCCAAAGUAAUUACUUACGCCAACGGCAACAAGAAAACAAUCCUGCCAUCUGGCUGCGUGACCAUGGAAUAUUAUAACGGUGAUCGCAAAGAGACGUAUCGAGAUCGCAUCGUGUACUUCUACCAAGACACCGGGACCAAACAAACGACAUAUUUGGACGGCUCCGAAGAACUUGAAUUUCCGAACGGUCAGAUGGAAAUAAAACGGGCCGACACCUCAAUUGAAAUUACUUAUCCCGACAAAAGCAAGACCGUAAAGCUGCCUGACGGCACUGAGGUUCAUCACAACUCAGACGGCACUACGAUCACUUCGACGCCUUCGGGUGAAAAGGUCUUCAAUUUUGUGAGCGGGCAGCGUGAGAUCCACGGACCUGGCUUUAAGCGACGUGAAUAUCCUGAUGGUACCGCUAAAGUCAUCUACGACGACGGAAGCAGCGAGACAAAUUACCCUAAUGGACGUAUCCGAGUUAAAGAUAAACACGGCAAUGUUAUUUCAGAUACAAAACUUGGGCUUGAUCUCAAAGUUGGACAAGUGGUCCAGACUACAGUCACUACCUCAUACUGAAUAAUGAAAUCAAUCAUGCGAUAAGAGACGCACUUUUUCCAAUGGCGUGGCUCGUCGUUAAUCAUCCGUGUUCAUUAUUAUAUGCAGCGCUUGUAGAAACGCAUAGAUUUCAAUUGUACAUUUUAUUUAACAACCACUUUCUUACUGGGAAUUUGUCUGAGCAGCCAAGGAGAUCAAGUUUCUUAUUUCAUUGCAUGGAUUUUUACUCGCCAUUUACUUUUUUUAUCUAUCGUAGAAGCUUCUUGACCUCAAUUUUGUUGGCAACGCAGAGAGAGCUAAAAAGUAUUGUAUUAUUACGUUGUAAUUUCAUCACCAUGGUUGAUUAUUUUAGUUGACAAGUUCAUUUAAGAAACGUAUUUACUUUGACUUAGUUCUAGCUCUACUCCUUUAUAUUUGCUGAAGGUCUCCAAUAUCAUAAAAUCCCAGCUAAAAAAAGUUAUGUUUUGUGCGUAAUGUUUCUGGCUAAAUCUGAAUUUCAGUCGAAUCGUUCCUUCUGUUCACAAACGUCAUUAUUCCUGUUCACCAAAGUACCCGGUCGAGCUGAAAAACAAACGGCGCAAUAUAUUCGAUUUAUCGGUAUAAUUUUUUUUAGAAUCUCAUUUAUUUUGUUAGGCAUUGCUGGUAAUAUGUGAUGUAAUCAGUUGGUUUUGAUUACACCGUGUUUGGUUUUUAGAUUUCCAAAUAUUUUUCACUGGACUUGACUUUUUCUCCAUUCGUUCACCAACGCUGAGGAAGCGCUAACUCAUGUUUACUCGUACUGUAAAGAACUACAUGUUCAGUGGCACGUUAUCAAUGUAUUUAUCCUGCUAUCUUUCUCAUAUCCUAUAUUAGCAGGAUAAAUUUUCCUCUACAUCUUAAGUUUAACGCUAAUAAACCGCCAUCUUCUUUUAAGAAUGAUGCAAGUAAUAGUUGUUGCGAUGUUUAAAGCGAGGCCGGCUAGUCUUGCACUUCUAGUAUUACCUAUUUUUUUUUUUAUUUCUGGAGGUUGCGCAAUAUUUUUUUUGCAUUCCUAUUCUUAACUAUUACCUUAUUCUUAUUAUUCGUAGAAGAACAAAAAUGUUAUACUUGAGCUAAUAAAUUGUAAUACAUGU